CACAGCAAUGGGUAAAAUUAAUAAGAAAGGAGUCAAAGGAGCUGCCGCCAACUUCAUCACCAGACAGAGAGCCCUGAACAAGCUCCAGAUCUCUCUUGCUGACUUUAGACGUCUAUGCAUUCUCAAGGGAAUCUACCCUCGUGAUCCCAAGAACAAGAAGAAGGCCAACAAGGGAUCUACUGCUCCUGCUACUUUCUACUACAUUAAAGACAUCCAAUACCUCCUCCAUGAACCCCUCUUGCAGAAGUUCCGUGACUACAAGGCAUUCGCCAAGAAGCUCAACCGUGUCCUUCACAAGGGCGAAUACAGCACAGCAAAGUCCCUCGAAGAGAACACCAAGCCUGUCUACAACUUGGAUCAUAUCGUUAAGGAGAGAUAUCCUUCUUUUAUCGAUGCUCUCCGUGAUCUUGAUGACGCUCUCUCGAUGCUUUUCUUGUUCUCCAAGAUGCCCGCAGAUAAUAAGAUUAAGGCAAAGGCUGUUGCUGACUGCCAGAAGUUGAUCGCUGAGUUCCAGGCUUAUGUAAUGAAGGCAAAGUGCCUUCGUAAGGUCUUUUUCUCUAUCAAGGGUAUCUACUACCAAGCCGAGAUUAAGGGCCAGACCAUUACCUGGAUUGUUCCCUACCAAUUUUCCCAAGCUGUCCCUACCGAUGUUGAUUUCCGUGUUAUGUUGACCUUUUUGGAAUUCUACACCACCUUGACCGGUUUUGUCAACUACCGUCUUUACAACGAACUCAACAUCGCAUAUCCUCCAAACCUUUCUGAGAUGGCUGGUUUUGAUGCCGGAGAUGCUAUGCUCACCAAGACAGAAGCUACCGCUGAAGAUGCUGUUGCUGCCCUGGAUGAGUUCAAGUCAGCCGGUGGAGAGGAGGAUAAGGAUACUGUCACAUUGCGCCAGAUCCAGGACGCCUCAAAUGAGGUAUCCAACCUCCAACAAUUGUUUGCCAACUGUGUAUUUUUCAUUUCUCGUGAAACCCCUCGUUAUGCUCUUGAAUUCAUGAUCCGCUCAUGCGGUGGACAAGUCAGUUGGGAUCCUUCUGUUGGAGAAAACCCUCCUUUCGCCGAGAACGACGAGCGCAUUACUCACCAGAUCAGCGAUCGUCCUACUGUCAGCAACCGCGUAUUAGGCCGUGCCUACGUACAACCCCAGUGGAUUGCAGACUGCAUCAACGCACGCAGAAUUCUUCGUUCAAAGACAUAUGAGCCCGGACAGGUUCUCCCUCCUCAUUUGAGUCCAUUCGUUGAGGCCAAGGAGGGUGAUUAUGUACCUGGAAGUGCCAUUGAUAGUGAUGCAGAAGAAGAAGAGGAAGAAGAGGUUGUCGCCGAGGACAAGGAGGACGACAAGGAAGAUGUAUAUGAGAGUGAACUUAAGGCAGAAGCAGCUGGUGUCACAUUCUCUGAAUCUACAAACGCAGAAACCAAGCCCACAGCAUCAAAGAAAUCAACUAAGAAGCGGUCAGCGGCAGAGGUUGAAGAGGAAGAGCAGAAGGAGAUGGCCACAGUAAUGAUGACCAACAAGCAGAGAAAGCUCUACCAGAAGAUGCAGCACGGCAAGCAGAAGAAGGUUGCCGAGGUCGAGAAAUUGCAGCGCAAGAAGGCUGCCCUUAAGCCUAAGAAGAAAUAGAUGUCUUUCGCUUAUAAUUUUGUAUUUCAUUGUUUCUUUUUUAAAAAAAAAUAUCAUUUUAUCCUC
Molecule: messenger RNA, 1687 nt
Organism: Phycomyces blakesleeanus NRRL 1555(-)
Lineage: Eukaryota; Fungi; Mucoromycota; Mucoromycetes; Mucorales; Phycomycetaceae
Exons: 5
Coding region: 8-1621 (537 amino acids)
Biological process (GO): ribosome biogenesis; maturation of LSU-rRNA from tricistronic rRNA transcript (SSU-rRNA, 5.8S rRNA, LSU-rRNA)
Cellular component (GO): nucleolus; PeBoW complex
Molecular function (GO): RNA binding
Source: RefSeq, a predicted model, not a curated record